CGUCAUUAAUCAAACCAAUAUCAUGGCACGGAGGGGCGUAGGAUAUAAGCGAAAGUGGAGAGAGGGAGUAAGAGAUUAGGAAAGUAAAGUAGAAAAACCCUCGUAGAGAUUUCUUCACCGUCCGGCAAGUCAGCAUGAGUCGCUCAAUCGUUGUCUUCUUGUUGUUGUUUCUUGUCUCAAAUCCAUCACCUUGUAGUUCCUCUUUUACUUUCCCAUAUUCCAACUACCACAUCCUCCUCUCUCUCUCUCAUUCCCUCUUCUCCCGUGUCGCCAAUCUCCGUGAAGCGCGUGGUGACUACCAUGCCGCUGACCGAGCUCGAUCCAUUGCUAGAAUAUUGGAGAAUGGUUUGGAUAGUGGUAGUUUCUGGAACAUCAUGUGGAGUGUUGCUUGGGAUUAUGAUGGGAGAGAUGCUGCUACCUCGUUUGAUAUGUCUGAGUUGAAUGAAUUGUUGCGUGGUCUUACUGAGUUUUCCCCUCUUGGUUCCGAUAGGGAAAGGGUUGACUGGAUUAAUCGGAAUUAUCAUAAUCUUUUGAAAGUUUCGACACCUCUUUUUGGUAGAUUGAGGAAGGUCUUUCGACAAUCCGGUGAGGCACUUUGGAGAGAUGCAAAAAAAAACAUGGAACAUACACUAGCUAAGCUCGAAAUUGGGUGGAUUCCUGCACUAGCGAGGAAACUAACCAGCGAGCCACAACUCAAGUAUGUCAAGUCAGUUGUUUUUGUACUUGGUCUAAUAUUUUUUAAGCAGGGUCCGCUGAAGGAAGUAAUAGAAACACUUCAGAAGGAAGUCUUAGAAGGCGAUUUGCCUAAGGACUGCCUUGAAUUGGGAACUACUGAUUUGAAGGGCCUACUCAUGGUUUUCAAGGAUAUUUCUUCAAAACAUACCUCUACUUCCUCUACCGGGGCAGACCUGUGACUGAGUGAAGUUGAAACCAAGGUGUUAUGGUUAACUCUUUAACUACGUUGUGGCUUUCCAGUGCAGUACCAACACAAGUGCAAAAAGAUCAACGUAGAAGUAGCUGAACUUUUUGUUUUUCAGGCUUGUAUUAUAAUUUAUCGGAAACAGCCUCCUUACCUUCCGAGGUAGGGGUAAGGUCUGCGUAUACUUUAUCCUCCCCAGACCCCACAUUGUGGGAUUUCACUGGGUAUGUUGUUGGUGUAGUUGUUGUAUUAUAAUUUAUACGUGACUUGUUAAGAACCAAAACUAUCAUCUGAAUGUUUUUGCUAGCAUAAAAGUAGCUGAUUUUGUUCAAUGAAAAAAAGACUUCUUUGGUGGGACUCCUCUAGUAGUAGCUACCUGCCAUGGGCUGUA
Messenger RNA from Lycium barbarum (goji berry), 1310 nucleotides. RefSeq lists its product as uncharacterized. The record is from RefSeq and is a predicted model, not a curated record. The transcript is spliced from 2 exons. NCBI's taxonomy places the organism in Eukaryota, Viridiplantae, Streptophyta, Magnoliopsida, Solanales, Solanaceae. Bases 135 to 914 code for a protein of 259 amino acids.